Diatraea saccharalis (sugarcane borer) is the source of this 5656-nucleotide messenger RNA. The record is from the annotation of a GenBank genome assembly. Lineage: Eukaryota; Metazoa; Arthropoda; Insecta; Lepidoptera; Crambidae.
GAGUUGUUCGUUCGCCGGGUUUGUGAUAGGUCUGGCGUGAAUGAAAAAUCAAGUAAAUCUUCAAAUUCUCUCCUAAUCGAGAGAUAUCCACCCGAGCGUUUACCACCACGUAAGUUCACCAAAGAACUUAUCUGAAAUCCUAAAUAUGCAGUACAACGGAUUCCACAAUCAGCAUCCUAUUUACAGACCUCGUCCAGACCGGAAUGAACAAUUCGGUAAAAUUCCAUUUUUUAAUGGAUUUCCUGACUUUGGAGGGCCUAAAAACUUUGGUGGCCCUAGAAACAAUUUAGCUGCUAAAAAUAAUUUCAGGCCACGAAAUGAUUUCAAUGGCAUGAGGAAUGAUAACAUGGUCUAUCAGAAAAAUGAGAAUGUAAAUCAAAAUGAUUUUGGGGGACCAAAAGAAUAUAGGCCUAGAAACAAUUUUACCAACAAUCAAGGUCAGAAGAAAAACGACUAUGAAAAUGGACCUAAGCCUGGUGGGAACAUGCAAUUUUACAACCCUAAAAAUGAUUUUGGUGGACCUAAACAACAAAAUUUUCAGAAAAAUAAUUUUGGACCUAAGAAUUUCAGCAAUCAAAAUGGAAACAAUUGUCAAAAUUAUGCUGCAAAGAAAGUUUUUCCUAACCAGACUGCUGGACAGCAACCGAAUGAUUUUAAUGCAAGAAAAUUGCAGAGCAAAAAAGCAAAACAUCCUGGAGACAGUUUAGUCAAGCCCAUGUGGGAUGUGGGAAAUUUGGAACCAAUUCAAAAAGAUUUUUAUAAACCACAUCCUAAUGUUGAAAGUCGAUCAGACGAAGAAGUCCAAAUGUUCCGUGCUGCGAAGGAGAUUACAGUUAGUGGAAAUAAUGUCCCUCGUCCAAACCAAGUUUUUGAUGAAGGCAAUUUCCCUGAACAUAUCAUGACUACUAUUAAAGAACAAGGGUGGACUGAGCCUACUGGUAUUCAGGCUCAAGGUUGGCCAAUUGCCUUGUCUGGUCGUGAUAUGGUUGGUAUUGCAUCAACUGGAUCAGGAAAAACUUUGGCUUAUAUGCUUCCUGCUGCAGUACAUAUUGUUCACCAACAAAGAAUUCAGAGAGGUGAUGGACCGGUUGCACUGAUUUUAGCUCCUACGAGGGAAUUGGCACAACAAAUCCAGUCUGUUGCUCAAGCAUAUAGUGCACAUGGUUGUAUCAGAAAUACAUGUCUUUUUGGUGGAUCUCCUAAAGGCCCUCAGGCAAGAGAUCUGGAAAGAGGUGUAGAAAUUGUUAUCGCUACACCUGGACGGUUAAUUGAUUUCUUAGAGCGUGGAACGACCAAUUUGCGCCGAUGCACUUAUUUGGUUUUAGAUGAAGCUGAUAGAAUGUUGGACAUGGGUUUUGAACCUCAGAUUCGUAAAAUUAUUGAACAAAUUCGUCCAGAUCGUCAAGUACUUAUGUGGUCUGCUACAUGGCCCAAAGAAAUUCAGGCCUUAGCUGAAGAUUUCCUGAACGAUUAUGUCAAAGUCAAUAUUGGGUCUUUAAAUCUGUCUGCUAAUAAUAACAUCAAGCAGAUUAUUGAAGUCUGUGAGGAACAUGAAAAGGAAAAUAAGUUGACAAAUUUAUUGAAGGAAAUCUCUUCUGAGAGGGACAAUAAAGUUAUUGUUUUUGUAGAAACUAAGAAGAAGGUUGAUGAUAUUGCACGGGCUGUUCGUCGCAAUGGCCAUAAGGCACUAGCCAUUCAUGGUGAUAAGUCGCAGCCAGAGCGUGAUGCCGUUCUUACAGAAUUUAGAAACGGGGCCACAACUAUUCUGAUUGCAACUGAUGUAGCUGCGCGAGGUUUGGAUGUUGAAGAUGUUAAGUUUGUUGUCAACUUUGACUAUCCUAACUCUUCCGAGGAUUACAUCCACAGAAUUGGUCGUACUGGACGUUGCCAGCAAUCUGGAACAGCAUACACAUACUUCACUAGUGGUGAUGCUCGUCAAUCUCGCGCUUUGGUAGCUGUACUGCGAGAAACUGGCCAAAACCCACCGUCCAAACUAAAUGACAUGGCUAGAAACAAUAACAGCAAUUCAGGGCGUAAUCGUUGGCAACAGAGAAAGGAAAACAAUAGUGGCUCUAGCUCUCCACGUCAACAGAACAACCAAUGGAACAACAAAAUGGCUAAUGUCAAUAAUGAAGAUAAUUCCAAUACUAACACAUAUCAGAACAGGAACACAAAUCAACAACCUCCACGUUUCACAAAUCAAAAUCAGACCAACCAGGGCUACAGACAAAACAACUACCAGAAACAGCAGGUGCCUUUCCCGAGUCCCAAUGUUUUUGAUUCAAUGGGUGGCUACCAAGGUGGAUACAAUAACGGAUAUCAAAAUGGUUACAACAAUCAAAACAACUAUGGUCAACAACGGUCUUAUAAUAAUACGCGCAAUGGAAACCAACAGUUCCGCAAUAACAACUCCAGCGGUAACAAAUCUAACGGAUCUGGAUCAUCCUUUGGAUCGCCGCCGCCUCACUUCGCUACUCCUCAUUUCCCACAAAUGCACCCUCAUCACCAAGACAUGCUUGGUGGCAAAUUCUAUGGCGGUGGCGUGGGCGGUGGUGGGCCGUGUGGGUAUCAAGCUGCUGUUGGUGCGAGUGUGCCGUACGCCCACUUGCCUCCUGGACCUCUCCUCUAUGCUGCACCAGUACAACAGUAAACACAUACAACGUCCCCGAAUUAUUGUACAAUCAAUGACAGUUUAACGAUUAAGCGUCAAAUUAAGACGCAUCUCUCGAGGUCUCUCUAAAAUUCCACUAAAAAUUAUCUCAAAGUUUUUAAAUCUGAUUGUCUUGAUGUACCUACUUAGAUGUAUAAAUUUAAACAAAAGGUUGACCAUGCGGGAUGUUGUUUUUUUUCUCUUAUGAUAUUUCAGUUUUUAUUUUUACGAUUAGAAUAUCGGUAAUUGUAGAUCUGAAUGAAGGCUUACAAAAUAAAACUUAAGUAUGGACAAUAUUAUUGCUAUAAAUGUAACUUAUUUUUUUAACGGAUAUUCACUGUAUCCGCUAAUAAGUUACAAUGGCACCAUGAUAAUGGUAAUGUUUUGAGAAUUCUGUUCAGAUCGACUUGAAUUAACAAGUGUAUUAUUGUGUGUUAGUUUUAUAAGGCAUUACUGCGUCACAUGCGCCUUUCUACAUCAAUCUGUAUUCAUGGCGUUCAAAUUUAAGUGCUAGUCGAUGUUAGCGAGAUAAAAUUGCGUCGAUUUAUUUUUCGAACACAGAUUAUUAUUAACCUUGAAGAUCUUUCUAAAUGGAGGAUUAAUUUUAAAAUAUUUAAUAAGGAUUAUUGAAAUGCGUAUGUGACCAGUUGAGAACUCUUAAUCCAAAAUAAGUGUGGUGGAACAUUAACUGUCUCUUCUACCUUUAGAUUUUAAUCAUUAUAUUUUAGAGUAGUUGGUGUGGGUACCCUAUUGUGUAAUCCCGGGUGCCUUUCGUUUUUCUUUAAAAUGUCUGUAUGAUGUACGAAAUGCACGAAACAUAAAGAAGAUGAGUGAAAUUAUAGAGGGAAAGUUUAAGGGAUAGAAAACUUUAUCUGAGAUGUUUUAUAUAAAUUAUUUUUAUUACUAAUAAAUUGAUCUUAUCCAGUGAAAAGUGGGACAACUUAGAUUUAGAAAAUUAAUACUUAUAAAACGCUUUGAAUAUACUUCUUUGUAACAAUCUGUAUUGCCAGAUAAAAUUGUGAAUAUUUUUCUUAUUUAAAAGUGAUGUCAAUGACAUUUCAGUCACUGAUUUCAGGGUUAUUUUUUUAUUGAAGAUUAGAUCUUGAUAAACUUGAAUAUUACGUCUAGGGUAAAGUCUGUGUCAAUUGGACAUAGAUAACAGUUGAACUAUAGAAAUGUUCAAUACUAAUUUUACCAUACUCAAAAAUGUAGAAAGUAUGUAAAUAACAUGCAUUUAUCUUAGGAUGAUUAGUAUUUUGAGCGUGAUAAAUAAUAAUCGAACAAUUAUUGCUUUUGUUUCUUAGCAAAAUAAGUAUUUUCUUCUACUUAUUUCGAUUAUUUUUUUAGGAUGUGAUUCCAGAUAUUCGUCUAGUACUACUGGAUUUUCUUUGUACGUAAACGGGUUCUAAUAAGGGCUUAAUAUGUAAUAGGAUGUCAAUAGGUACAAAUUAUCUACUGAAGCAGUAAUAAUGUUUUGUACAGGCCCGUUACUGUCCAAAGAUGUGAAAAAUCUGUGAUAUGUCAAUACUAUAUAUCCUGUCGUUGCGUUUGGUCAAUUGUUAUAAAUACAUAAUUAUAACACUUUCUGCUUUCGGAAUGUGUUUUAGACAAAAAGAUAUAUUUUUUGACUAUUUGAACGAAUUUCAUGAAUGUUUGUGACAUCAAAGAUCGCAAGACGUUCACAGAUAUAAUAUAAUGAUAUGAUAGUUAUAAGAUUUAAUAAUUUAUUGUUAUUCAAUUUAGUUUUCAGUUUACUGUUCGGUGACGAAAUUGAACCAGUUCAAAAGGGACGUAAACGUUAUUAUCUUUGUAAGAAUCCCGUUUUUGGUACAUCUCAUUACGAUGUAAAGCUACGGGUCGGAGCGAAUAAGGGGGUGAACAUCGUGUUCGUGAGUCUCGCAAACGUUACUAUGCGGGAUUUGCUUUGUUAUUUGUGUACAUUUUACGAGAAAGACUGCCAUGAAAGGAUGUGUAUAUGUGCUUAACUCAUCUCAGAGAUGAUUUCGUAAGUGCUGGCCUGGUGACAUUAUAGUCGCAUUAUUAUUCAGACUGGUAGGUUUCGUCUGAUGUAGUUUUUCGUUUGGCGGCAGGGCGCGUGUAUCAGGCUGGCUAGCGUGCAUAUUGGAGCGGCAGGUGCGUGUCGUGUCGAGUAUGGUCGCGGUUCGUAGGUAGCUCCUGUGUAUUAUUAUGUACAAAGUACUGCACCCACCUCUACUAAACAACUGUGAUAAUAACACUAAGUAGCGUAGCAGGCGAUUUAUAUACUAGUUACGUCCAAGUGAAGGGAUGACAUCAUAUCUGACAUACUGUAUUGUGAUAAAUAUAUCGAAACAACCUUUUAGGUGGGUUUUGACUAAACGUUUUCUCUAAACAAGACUGAUUAUUUCUUAUUGAUAAAUAUUUUAUACAUGUUCCACUGACUGAAUGAAUUAAGAUGUCUGUAUUUAUUGGUAGAAUAUUUCUCUCUUGCUGUGUGUUUCUCUUUAAAAUUGAGUAUUCACUAUGUUGGAUAUGUGUCAAAACGCCUUUCUAUGCGGUCACCAAAUCGAUGAAAAAUAUCGUCAUGUUUUUAUUCAUUGAUUUCUACACCUUUUGUUGUGAUGAAAAAUGUUGUUGACAAAUUAGGUAGCAGCAGCGGCAGUUUGAACACUACAUAGAGUAUUAUAUAAUUUUUGUUGUUUAUUUGCAAAUAUUUAUUUAUUCAACCCAUAUCUUAUAGGCAAUCGUACUUUCCUGCUUUACUAUGUACCUAAGAAUUAUUUUCAAAAAUAUUGCAAGUACGUGAAAAAUAUACAUAGAUUUUUAAGUAUGUGGCAAUGCAGAUCUUCAUAAAAUAUUGAUUAUAUUACGACAUAGUUUGUAUUUAUUCAAUUUAUAAAAUUAUAUGGAGAGAGGCUCCUUAUAACACUGUCCCAAAGGGAAGUCUUCUGGAUGUUUCUAAGAAGUGCAUUUCUUCUAUGUAAUACAGUAUUAAAUUCAGAUUAAUAAAUGAAUGUAUAAUUAUUA